Molecule: messenger RNA, 322 nt
Organism: Ochotona curzoniae (black-lipped pika)
Lineage: Eukaryota; Metazoa; Chordata; Mammalia; Lagomorpha; Ochotonidae
Gene: NDUFAF8
Product: NADH:ubiquinone oxidoreductase complex assembly factor 8
Exons: 3
Coding region: 1-312 (103 amino acids)
Biological process (GO): mitochondrial respiratory chain complex I assembly
Cellular component (GO): mitochondrion
Source: RefSeq, a predicted model, not a curated record
AUGCCGGCGGACCGGGCGGUGUGGGAGCGCGUGCGGAGUCGGCUGCGUUCGUUCCCCGAGCGCCUGGCGGCUUGCGGGGCGGAGGCCGCGGCUUACGGCCGGUGCGUGCGGGCGUCCACGGCCCCGGGCGGCCGCCUCGGCAGGGACCUGUGCGCGCGCGAGUUCGAGGCCCUGAGGAGCUGCGUGGCGGCCGCGGCCAGCAGGACGCCGCCCGGAGGCCGCCCGCCGCUCCCCCGCGCAGCCGAGCGCGUGGACACCCGGACCCCGCCUCGACCCCUGCCGGGCGCCGCGUCCACUCGUGCAAAUAAAUGAUGGAAAGCUC